UCCUCCUUGCUCCCAGUCACAGGUAGGGUAGACACCUGGCUGGCAGGUGAGGAGUUAAAAUAGGAGAGCUGCUGGGAAGCAACACCCACUCCAGUUUCAUCUGAAACUCUCCCAGAAGGACACAAAGGGGAAAUCGCCUUCACGUUUUUGGAUUAAGGUUUGAGGGGGGGAAAGAAAACAAUGGCCUCUCCCUGAUUCUGGAAUCUGCUUUAUAUUGCCUGGCUCAUCAGAGCAGCAACCCAAGAGCCAAAGUGUGGCCAAUGGACCUAUUUCUUUGCAUAAUCCUGGGAUUUAUUUGGAACGUAAAAGAUUAUCAAGAAGGCACAAGUUUUUUUCUGAAGCAAGAUAUCCAGAAAAGACUCCAAGCGCCAGCAGCUGUGCUGAUAUAACAAUUUCAGGUUGUCUAGUUCUCCUUUUGUCUGUGGUUACGUCUCCUGUAUAAACCACUUUGGCAGCAUUUCCUCCAGAGCAGAUUAGAGAAACCCCACUCAGUGUGAGCUGGGUCCUCUAAUGAGCAGAAUGGGCCACCUCCAGUCUUUGCUGGUGCUUCUCUUUGUAGCAACACAACUGGUUUGGUCAGACUCCAACGGGCAGACCUGCCUGGACAACUUUACUAAAGGCUUUCACGAUUUUGUGUUGGACCUGGACUAUUCUGUGAAAAGUGGGGCGACCUUUCUGUCCUCCCCUCCCUUGCACAGUGGCAGGGACUGUAUGAGCGCUUGCUGUAGGACUCUAGGGUGUAACCUAGCCCUGGCUCAAGAGACCGACAAUGGGGAGGACGUGAUCAACUCCUGCUUUCUCAUCAACUGCCUCUACGAACAGGAGUUUGUCUGCAAAUUCAUCAGGAAGCCGGGCUUCGUCAACUUUGUAACCAUGGAUGUGUAUAACAAGUAUCAAGCGACCAUGGAAAAGGAAGGGGAGGAAGAUCAUCCUCCUAUUGCAAGGGCAGGCCCUGAUGUUAAAACCCAACCUUUACAGACAGUUGUCUUGACUGGCAUUGAGAGCCUGGACAGGGAGGGGAUUAUCCGCUAUGAAUGGAGCCUUCUUCAUGGAGACCCUACUGUGGUGUAUGAGGAGAUACCAGCAGAGGAUUCAGAAGCAGAUGUGUCCCAUUCUAUAGAGGUCUCAAACCUGCACCCUGGACAGUAUACAUUCCAGUUGGUCGUCACAGACACUGCAGACCAGCAGAACUCGGCUACUGUCACCAUCACGGUACUGUCGAAGCAGGAGACAGAGGAACACUGCUUUGCUCCAUACAAAGUGGGCCGAUGUCGGGGUUCCUUUUCUCGCUGGUAUUUUAACCCAGAGGCGGACGACUGCUUGGAAUUUACAUAUGGAGGCUGCAAACCAAACCAUAAUAACUAUCUCACAAUAGAGGAUUGCCGGCAAACCUGCAAGAAUAAUUUGGCUGAGAAACGAACAACAGGAGAACAUUCUGGCAAGUCUGGCAGACGUCUGCAACCAGUGUGCGAUGGGCACUGCUCCCCCAGUCAGUUCCAGUGUGCCCAAGGCUGCUGCAUUGAUGCCACUUUGGAAUGUGAUGAGCACCAAGACUGCCCAGAUAAUUCAGAUGAACAGUUUUGUGAAUACUAUGAUAAGGGUUUUAAGAAGCUGCAAACAUUUGAUAUUCCCAACAAUAAAGCCCGAUGCGUUGACAUGCCAAAUACAGGUUCUUGUCGGGCCUCUUUCUCUCGGUUUUACUAUGACCCUGCCGUUCGGAAAUGCUUGAGGUUUACUUACGGCGGCUGUGGCGGGAACGGCAACAACUUUCACAAAGAAUCCGACUGCAUGCGAUAUUGUGAAGGGGUUUCCGAGCGAGAUAUUUUUGGGAGAAGAUUAGGAGACACUGAAGCUCAAAAGGAAGGUUCAGGUUCUGGAGAAGUGGUAGCAGCAGUGAUCCUAGGGAUCUGCAUCCUGGUGGUUUUGGCUGUAAUCGGUUACUGCGUCAUCAAGAAGAGGAAGAGCAGCCGUAGGCGCCAACCAGUUGCCAACACCUCCACUCUCUCAACCACUGAAGAUACAGAGCAUCUGGUGUAUAACCGGACCACCAAGCCCGUGUGACCUCCGUGUGGACCCUCUCUUGUGAAGUGAAUUCUGCCUUAAAUAUACUGUCAUAUCACAUAGACCACAGACUGAUUUUUGGGUCAUUUCCCCUUUAGACUUACUGGUAGCAGACAACUGGGUCACCUUUAACAAGCAAAGAAUUAAACGAAGAGGGAUUAACUGGCAAUGGACUGACAUAUUUAAAAGAUUCUUUAAGUGGGACACAAUAGAUUUCUUUUUUUCCCCUAAAUAUUUGUAGAUAAGUGUCACAUUGUUUUAUUUUAUUGUUGAAUUUUUUUUAAAAAUUUUUCCUUCUUUUUUUGUUUUAACUUACACUCCGUAGAUGCUAAAUACCUGUCCUGAGCAGGAAUCUGGAUGCAUUGUCAUAAAUUGGUGCUUUAUUAUGAAUUAAAUCAUGGUAAAAAUACAGAUAGGUUAGAUUUAUUAUACAGCCAAGGUCCUGGCUCCCCCAGUCUACUUUCAAGUAGCCCACGGUUACAUUCUUUUUCAAAAACAAGAUUUAGCUUCUAUUUUGUUGCUGCAAUAUCGGCUCAUCCACCAGUGACCACCACAGCCAUCUUUAAUGGGCUGCAGAUGCAGGAAGAGUAUGGGUCUGGGAUGGAAAAAAAACCCUCUUAAUUACAAAAACCCAAAGUACAUGGUAUAUAUCUUUUAGAAGUUCUUUUUUUAGAAAUUCUAUUUUUAUUAUUGAAUGCUUUAUAAAGAAAUCGACACUCUUAGUAAGAAUGAAUUUGUCAUUAAUAUUUCCUAAAAUGAACAGCAGUGUAUGAGGGCACCCUUUUCUGAAUUAGAGCUCCUUAGGGGCAGAUUUCCAUAACGGCAGAGUAGAAUGUGAGCAGAGCAGGAGCAGAGUUGGGGGGUGCAGGGCCCAAAAUCGGAAAAAAACCUGCCCUUGCAAGUCCCAUAUUGUUUCCCU
This is a messenger RNA of Xenopus laevis (African clawed frog), 2980 nucleotides long. RefSeq names its product kunitz-type protease inhibitor 1 (gene spint1.S). The coding region runs from base 511 to 2061 and encodes 516 amino acids. NCBI's taxonomy places the organism in Eukaryota, Metazoa, Chordata, Amphibia, Anura, Pipidae. The record is from RefSeq and is a predicted model, not a curated record. The transcript has 10 exons.